CAACUGCAUCGUCUUCCGAGUCACCACGCCACACUCUCGCAACAACCAGCCGCAUCCACGACUACUCCCGCCUGCAGCAAAUCCGGCGAGCGCUAGACUGUGCAAAGAUUCACUGCACGGUCACAACCUUCCUACCUUCUCCAUCUCUUCUCUCAGCUAUAUGACCCAAGAGCCUAUCAAGACUCCAAAGCAGCUCCUGAGCAACAGCAAUCUCGAUUCUCUCCACCUCUCCCAGCAUGGCUCUCUUCCCCGCGAUGCGAGUGGCCUCCGUCGAGACCUCUCAGGCGGCCUCAGCCACUCUCGCCUCGGCCCGGAUGACCAGCGUCAACCCCUCCCAGACGAGAGUGGCGCCGGCGUGAAUGCCGACCAGCUGGACAAGAAGCUGCAACGAUUGACUCUUGGCGAGGCUCUACAUGACCGCCCUUCUGUACCCGGACAGCGAAUCUCCGAAUAUGAGAAAGCUCUGGCCUCCCAGACUGCGAAACAAGACGUUGGAUUCCAGGUGGUAAAGCGCUCAGAGCCCCGCUCUGAUGGGAUACGCCUCGACAACUUCCCUAACGAGAUUCUAACGCACAUAUUUUCGCAUUUGCCGCCCGAUUGUCACUCCUCGGUGGCGCUCGUAUCGAAACGAUUCUGGGCACUGGUUACCACACAUCAUGCUUGGCGCAUGGCGUUUAUGCGCUACUUUCCAGGGCAUACCAUCCUGGACAACCAUGCCAAAGCCGAUGCGACAAAUUCUGGGACUGCAACUGCACCAUCCUCUGAUAUUUUGCGUUUCGAGACCCGAUACUUCCCUCGGCUUACAUCGCUGGCUACCUGGAGAAGCGAGUAUCUUUUGAGAACUCGUCAUCUAAGAAGCUUGGCUCGUGGAAAGCCAGGGACUCCCGCAGGAGGGACCUUGUCUGGCCGAGUUGGUCGCGCUGGGAAAAAGAACAGCGCGGUUUUAACAUACAAUUCGAAGCUGCCUUGGCAAGUGACCAACAUCCACGCCGUCUUCUUAAACGGGAAGAAGCCACCGCGUGUCGUUCAAGGAGCCGGGGAUCUCGGCGCAGCGUCUGUUAGCGACCCUACGACGGGCAAGAUUGAAAAAUGGGGCCUUGAAGAUCUAUUCUCGAUGCCACAGUUGGACGAAGUCGCUCCAAAUUUGUUGCCUUAUGGUCUGGGAGACGGACCAGCAGGUGUCCCCAACACCAUGGAUGUGAGCUAUACUUAUGGCGUGGUAGCUGGAGAGGGAUUCCCAGGUGGCCGGCCGUUCUUCCGAGGAAUCAAUGUACCGCGCGGGCGCUACAUUGGUGCAGAGAUUAGUGCCGUAGACGCACAUCCGGACAUACCCAAGAUCCCCGAAAUGUCCGAUGCAAUCUGUAGCGUAUGGAUUGCCAAAUCGUCCGCUGUGACAUCGACAACGCAGUCAAUGUGUGGUAUCCUCACGGGCUCCGCGCUUGGCGUGGUCACUGCUUACUCGCUUGGCUGGGAUACUACAGGUCCAAGAUAUGCCAAUGGUGAUGUCACAGCACGGUGGAUCAUUAGUCCAGGGGUUCCCAUCAUCUCCCUGAAGGUUGACGACAGCUUCAACCAAAAGCGCAAGUCUACUUCUAGAGUCUGGGCGGUAGCCCUGAAUGCACUGGGUGAAGUGUAUUAUCUCUGCGAUGUCCCUGUUGGAAAACCCGUUCGUGCCAGUGGAGAAGAUAUGACGAGGAAUGCCUGGUAUACUGGUCGUACAGUAUACUGGCACCUUCUGGAUGCAACCCGCAGAGUUGCUCGGGAAGAUGAGUUGGACAAGAAUGCAACCCGUGGAGCAUAUUCGCCUCGGUCACCCUCAAAUGGUAUGCACCUCAGCAAAGAGCAGCUAGUGGCAGAGGCCCGGGAAAUCGAAAAAUUCAUGAGAUACAGGCCCUCCCACUUCCGCAAAGUUUGUGACGGCUGGGACAUGCAGCGAAAGCUUGAAGUGGAUUUUGCAAGCGACGAUGGCAAGGGUGCCGGAGAGAAUAUCUUUGUGAUUGACUGUGGUACGGCUGAAAACCGCCAUGCUAGUAUCCAACGCUAUUCGCGGUCCUUGAUACCCGCACAAAAACCUCCUAGCGAAUCUACGACGCCUGUGGCACCAAUUUCUACGUCGCUUUUCGGUAGCAUUGGUGGGUUUGACCAUCGGAUCUCUCCAGUUUCCGAGUCUCAAACACCGUUGUCUCCGCCCCCAACUCCAAAGUCACCGCCAGUGCCCUCGACUGUUAUCCACGACUGGUCAGAGCAGGCUUUGGAACUCAAGGGCUACAGCCACGAUAUUAUAACGUCAGUCGCUUUAGACAACUCUCUUCCAUCGCUUUUCACUCUCGGGGAAGAUCCCUUGCAUACUGCAAAUGAAGCUUCAUCUACGACGAGUCCUUGGGCUGAUCACGGUUCAAGAGAGAUUCCGGGACGCAGAACUCGUUUCAUCGUUAUUGGGACCAACAGCGGCGCUGUUCUUGUCUGGAAUGCCCGAGAUGAUGACAAGACACGCGGAAUCCAGCCACUAAGAAUCCUCCAAACCGAGUCGCCAGAGGUGUCCGCCGUUGCGGCUUCUGGACUGUACUUGGUCCAUGGCGGCAGCGAUGGCCUUGUCCAAGCCUGGGAUCCCUUAGCAUCUAUAGUGGAACCUAUAAGAACAAUCAACGCUAGGUCAAAUAGCCGAGUUCCUCGCCAAAUGCUAGUCAUGAACCCAGCGCUGCGGGAGAAUACAUACUCUGCUGUGGGAGCGAUAUUCCUCGAUCCUGAUCCUACAACUCUUCAGGGUGUGGUCUCUUUUGGAGCUUUCUUGAGAUAUUGGUCAUAUGGAUCACAAGGCCACGCUGCAGGACGCAAGCGUCGCGUUCGACAUGCUGAUAUGGAUAAUCGUUUAGCUAGCCGCCGCCAAGGUGCUGCGGUGACGGACUAUAUCGCAUCUGAGGAGGCUGAAAUGCAUCGAGAAGAUGAGCAGCAGGCUCGCGAAUAUAGCCGUCGUCUCAAGAGAUUUGGCGCCCUAGGCGACUUGACCGAAGAAGAAGCAAUCCUUUAUGCGCAAAUGGUUUCUGAAGAAGCUUAUCACGCUGAAGAGCAGCGGCGAGCCAGUGAUUCAGCAGCUGAUGCCAGUCUCGACACUGCUUCCUCCUUCAGCGAGAAUACCGUAGAGACUGUAACGCCAGACCCCAGCAUUGUCGAGCCGUCAGCUUCAGAAGCCAACGGCGUGGCUGAGAGCGAGUAUGAGCAGCAAAUCCAGCAAGCCAUCCGAUUAUCUCUCAUGGAAAGCGUCGGCAAUGAAGGCGGACAGUCCCCUAUAGAGACGUCGCGAGGGAACAGCUCUGGCGACUUCGAUCUCCCCGUCAACGUCAAAUACAAGCCUGAGAGCAGUAAGAAGGGGAAGCAAUCAGAAUCUGGCUCGCCAUCGUCGAGCCACACGCCCGUUGGCGGACCUUUGUGGCAAACAACAUCUGAAGAUGAAGAUUUAGCUAUAGCUUUAAGUUUAAGCAUGCAAGAUCAAGGAGGUUACUCGCCGCCGCCAUCGUCAGAUCCAGACGUGGGGCUCGGUGCCCAGCAUGAGGAGUUCCCAUCCUUGCCUGGCGAUGGAUUUGGGAAAGGGAAGGGCAAAACUGUCCAGAGGUGGUGAUGAAAGGAGGGGAGAGAGCAGUCUCGAGGUGGAAAUUGGUUGAAGACAUUUUUUACAUUCUAGGACAUGGACAAGUGCGGAUGUGCCUGCCAUGCUUCAUCUUUUGAACAAUAUUCAAGUUAGACAUUUGAAACUCUACAUUAUUUCUUGCGCGCGAGUUUCGACAAAUACAGUUUUGUUUACCAG
Messenger RNA from Trichoderma asperellum CBS 433.97, 3802 nucleotides. RefSeq lists its product as uncharacterized. Gene Ontology annotation, molecular function: polyubiquitin modification-dependent protein binding. Gene Ontology annotation, biological process: proteasome-mediated ubiquitin-dependent protein catabolic process. The record is from RefSeq and is a predicted model, not a curated record. NCBI's taxonomy places the organism in Eukaryota, Fungi, Ascomycota, Sordariomycetes, Hypocreales, Hypocreaceae. Gene Ontology annotation, cellular component: proteasome regulatory particle, base subcomplex; cytosol; nucleus.